AUGAAACACAGUCUUAAUUUCUGUCUACAACCAUUACAUUCUAGGUCUAUCUCUUCAUCUGGUUUUGGCUGUUCGGCGUUGCCAUCUACAACGUUGGUAAUCUCAUCUAUUGGUGCUGCCUGUUGCUCUCAGAGGAGAAACGAACAAACUUUGUCGGCUCCUACCUCAAACUGCUCGGUCUCGUCAAUGAUGAAGACAUUUCCGGUUCGUCCACAAUGGCCUUCUCGCAUCCAUCUUCUUCGUAACUCAUCAUUAACUCAUCCGAUGCCAUUUUUAGGUCAACGUGCGUUGAACAAGUUCGCGCAGAGAUCGUUGCGUGCCGAUGGUGUGUUCAUACUUUAUCUCAUCUCGAAGAAUGCCGGCGAUAUUAUUACCACCGACAUUAUCGCCACCCUAUGGGGGAAAUUUUUAGAGGAUGAAGCUCAGGUAAGACCUUGA
Molecule: messenger RNA, 438 nt
Organism: Strongylus vulgaris
Lineage: Eukaryota; Metazoa; Nematoda; Chromadorea; Rhabditida; Strongylidae
Source: the annotation of a GenBank genome assembly